AUGACGUCAGCCGUGCGUACACAUACAGCAGGGCCUACAGCCAGAGCUGCAGUUCGAGCAACGAUGGAAGGAAUAUAACGAUCUUUUUUUUUAUACCUUAUCAGGUAAUCUAAAAAAAUGGAGGGAGCAAAUUAUGGCUACUCCCAAGACUAUCUUGACCGCUUCAUCCAAAGUCAAGACUCAUCUGUGGUGAACAAGUUCCAGCAGAAGUACUGGAAAACCAAACAGACGCUCAUUAAGGUCACCGGGAAGAAAGAGGACGAACAUGUGGUGGCGUCAGAUGCAGAUCUGGACGGCAAGCUGGAGGUCUUCCACUCCAUCCAGAGAACAUGCAUGGAGCUGCUUAAAGUCAUCGAGCAGUACCAGAGGAGGAUCUGCUUUCUUUCCCAAGAGGAGAACGAGCUGGGUCGUUUCCUGCGCUCCCAGGGUUCGCAGGAUAAAACCAGGGCUGGAAAGAUCAUGCAGGCCACUGGGAAAGCACUCUGCUUCUCCUCCCAACAGAGAUUGGCUCUGAGGAACCCUCUGUGCCGUUUGUACCAGGAGGUCGAAACAUUUCGCUAUCGAGCGAUCUCAGACACGUGGCUGACCGUGAAUCGAAUGGAGCAGUCCAGGACCGAAUACCGUGGAGCGCUGCUUUGGAUGAAGGACGUAUCUCAGGAGCUGGAUCCAGAUACUCAUAAACAGAUGGAGAAAUUUCGCAAGGUUCAGGCCCAGGUGCGCACUACCAAAACAGGCUUUGACAAACUGAAGAAUGAUGUCUGCCAGAAGGUUGACCUGCUGGGAGCCAGUCGCUGCAACCUCCUCUCUCACGUUUUAACCACAUACCAGACAACACUUCUGCACUUCUGGGAGAAGACAUCCCACACUAUGGCGGCCAUACAUGAGAGCUUCAAGGGCUGUCAGCAUUAUGAGUUCUCCACACUUAAGACCUUACAAGGCCCCAUGGACAAGCUGGCUAAGAAGAAGGGAAGGAAGAAAAUUAAAGCAAAUGCCGCAGAUGGAAAGAAAGCCGAGACCACAGACGACCAACUCAUCUCACUAGUAAAUGAAAGCACCAGUGAUAAGACCAGAGAAGGGAAUGGAGAUCAUCUCUCUGCCUAUCCAGAGUUAGAGGGAGAGGAGAAGGACAGCAUGGCCUUACUGAAUGAGAUCCUGGGCAGUAUGUCUGUGAAUGAGGGAGACUUCUCUCGAGAGUGGACGGAUGUGUUUGGAGACACCGAGGAGGGAACGAGCACAGCAUCAGGCAGACUAGCGGAGACACAGCAAAAGGAAAACUCCUUCUUUCUACCAUCUCAGCUGUUGGACCAGAGCACAAAUAAUCUGCAUUCUUCCCUCUCAGAUUGGGCCGGGAUCAUUCCACAGCCUGUCGCCCAGGCAACGGAGCACUCCUCUGGAGCCAGUCAGAACCCUUCUAAGCCAGCAGUGAAAGAGAAAGCAGGGAUGUCCAAAGAUCUCUCAGCGUGGUUCAACCUGUUUGCCGACUUGGACCCCCUCUCAAAUCCCGAUGCCGUCGGCAAAACUGACACAGAGCACGAACUUCAAAAUGCAUAGUUCUUCCUCAGCGUCAUGGUGACCUAAAAUGGGCAUCUUUGUUGGCGGGUAAAGCAGAGUAUAGCUGCCACUGUGACCAGAGACAAAUCUGAUCCGACAUGCACACAAAAAAAUAUUGUCUUUUCUUAAGACUUCAAGUAGAUACAGAGCUGAAGCAAAUAUUGUGAAAAUUCUUCAGGCAAAAAAUGCCAAAUAUUUGUGAGGAUUUGCCAAUUUAUUUAUCAUAUGUGGAAGUAAACUGAAUAGCUUUGGUUUCUGGACCGUUGGUCAGAAAAUAUAUUCUAAAAUAAAAUAAUUAGAAAGGGCAUUGUCACUUAAUCUCAGACAAAAACAGGUAAUUAUCAUAAUUAAAAUAAUCAAUAGUUGGAUCUUUUUCUUGUUAUAACAAUAUAUACAGUAAAGGUCCCUGAUUAUAAUGACACACUGUACUAUGAUAUAUUAUAAAGAUACUUUGAAAUGUUAUAACAACUAAACUUAGUCAACAAAAAGGCUUGUACAUUGUAAUAACAUUUCAUAUCAGUUAAGUAUCUCAUUAUACGAGACAUACAGUAUCUUGUUAUGGCAAGAGAAAUGUUCUUGUUAUUACAAGAAACUGAUCAGAUUUUUUUCUCUAAAAAUUACGCUGCUUUAAAGUGUCCCACUAACAACUACGAGCUCUCAUUCUUUUCAUUGUGAAAGAAAAAGAAACCUUUACAAGACAACCAUAUUAAUCCUGUUGGCUCUUUCACUUGGGUUAAAUAUUUAAAAAGGUCCCAUGACAUGGUGCUCUUUGGAUGCUUUUAUAUAGACCUUAGUGGUCCCCUAAUACUGUAUUUGAAGUCUCUUUCCCAAAAUUCAGCCUUG
Messenger RNA from Perca fluviatilis (European perch), 2394 nucleotides. It is a transcript of the gene ica1, whose product is annotated as islet cell autoantigen 1. Gene Ontology annotation, biological process: regulation of transport. Gene Ontology annotation, molecular function: protein domain specific binding. The transcript has 13 exons. The record is from RefSeq and is a predicted model, not a curated record. Gene Ontology annotation, cellular component: Golgi apparatus. Bases 118 to 1551 code for a protein of 477 amino acids. NCBI's taxonomy places the organism in Eukaryota, Metazoa, Chordata, Actinopteri, Perciformes, Percidae.